AUGGAAAUGCAACGAGAGCAACAAGCAUUCGCAGCAGCAUCUUCACUCACAUCCAUAGCUCUCAUAUUACUGCCAAUCCCCACUGCAACAUCGCCGAUACCGACCAGUGAAAACAAUUCGAGCAUUGGAAUUGAAUGCAUUCAAGGAGGAGGAAAGUUUAACGCGCACAAAGUCCGACGUUAUGAACUAUGUGCUGAGAAUCUCUGUGUAACAAAAAUGAAACCACCACCUGAGAAAACCAUCAUAUUUCUCCCAGAAAUCACUCUACACGAGCAAAGAGUUCAAUGGAAGCUUCAACUGCCCGCCUACUUCAUUCUCGGACAUUGUCAACUGCUGGUCUUGUACAGCAAAUAUAUUCAUCCCAGAAUGCACCCCAAGGGCAGCUAUCAUGGCAAUAGCGACCAUUCUGUACAUCCUUACGGCUUUGCUAUACGCACUUUGUUACGUGCCAAUGGCCAAUGGAAAACCCUUCCGACUGAUCUUCGCAGCAUUAUUUACGUUCGCAGCCUACAUAGGAAGACUUCUCUGGAUCGUUUCUUGAAAACUCAGAAGGCACGAUCGGCGCAGACGAAACGACCGUUCCUGCGAGCUCCAUCACCAAGUAUUGCAGUUGCUUCGGUAAUAUCACUAUCAAUGGCUUGCCAACACGUGAACGUAUUUACCCAUAAAGCGACAACGUGCCUUAUGUCUCCGAAUGGAUGA
Molecule: messenger RNA, 702 nt
Organism: Haemonchus placei
Lineage: Eukaryota; Metazoa; Nematoda; Chromadorea; Rhabditida; Trichostrongylidae
Source: the annotation of a GenBank genome assembly